This is a messenger RNA of Strongylus vulgaris, 494 nucleotides long. The record is from the annotation of a GenBank genome assembly. NCBI's taxonomy places the organism in Eukaryota, Metazoa, Nematoda, Chromadorea, Rhabditida, Strongylidae.
UAAGAUCAAUAAGCUACAUUUUAUCUACUAAGGUUGGUAAAGUUAAACGACGAACACGCACCAUUCAUCAAGAGCUGAAUCCGGUUUGGAACGAAAAAUUCUAUUUCGAAUGCCACAAUUCCACAGAUCGCAUAAAAGUACGAGUUUGGGAUGAGGACAAUGAUCUGAAGUCAAAAUUAAGACAAAAGUUGACGCGAGAGAGCGAUGACUUCCUUGGACAGACCGUAAUUGAAGUGCGAACACUGUCAGGAGAGAUGGACGUUUGGUACAAUCUCGAAAAGCGCACGGACAAAUCGGCAGUUUCGGGUGCAAUUCGCCUGCACAUUUCUGUAGAGAUCAGAGGAGAGGAGAAAUUGGCAUCGUAUCAUGUACAGUACACCUGUUUACAUGAACAUCUUUUCCAGGCGAUGUGCAUAGAGAACGAUGAGCUCAAACUGCCAGAUGCUAAAGGUGAAGAUAGUUGGAAAGUCUAUUUUGAUGAUGUUGGUCAGGAA